Molecule: messenger RNA, 2709 nt
Organism: Triticum aestivum (bread wheat)
Lineage: Eukaryota; Viridiplantae; Streptophyta; Magnoliopsida; Poales; Poaceae
Exons: 3
Coding region: 124-1773 (549 amino acids)
Molecular function (GO): protein binding
Source: RefSeq, a predicted model, not a curated record
GGCGCUCAAUUCCCCCAAAUCCCCCAACCCCCCUUCUCGCCGGCGGUGCCUACUCCGAUCCCGGGCUGAGUUUCUCCGGCCACCGCCGCCCUCAUCCCCGUACCCAAGGAGGUUCCGGCGUCGAUGAGGACUCGCGUAUCCAGUCGCAGCCGCGGGCCACCACCACGCGCCUGCACCGCAUCUACUCAUCGUCGCCCGGCGGAAGCGAGCUUCACCGUGGCCAGGAGGCGUCGCGCGGACCGUCUCCUGCGCCGGCAGCCGCGGAAGCAGGCAGAUCCCGGCGAGGACCGUGUCAGCGCCCUCCCCGACGACCUCCUCCUCCUCGUCCUGCGUCGCCUCGACACCCGCGCGGCGCUCGGCGCCGGGCUGCUCUCCAAGCGCUGGGCUGGCCUCCCCCGCGAGCUCCCCGCCCUCGACCUCAGGGUCAGCGACGUACUCCCGCCGCGCUACCGGCGGUGGCUCCUCCGCUACCGUGACAUCUUCAGCAGCGGAACCUUUGUGAUGUACAGGCAUCGCCUCGCGCAUCACGAGUUCGUGCCCGGCAUGACGAGGUACGAGCGCCGCGCCAUGCGCGCCUUCACCAGCUCCGUCGAGGGCCUCCUGGCCGCCCGAGCUCGCCGGAGGGUCAGCAGCCUCAGGGUCGAGUUCUUCAUCACGCGCAACACCGGCUGCAUCAACCGGCUGAUUUCCCAGGCCAUGGAUGCUUGGGGUGUCGAUGACCUCGAGGUCAUCGCCCGGCCGACAUUCCUGCAGCAGACCGUGCACGCCUUCCCUGGCCAUGGCCUCUGCUCCUCGCCCCGGUUGUCACGCCUGCAAAACCUCAAGCUUGGGGUCUGUGUCAUCCCGCAUCUGCUGCAUGAGUACCACGCGCUCACUAGGCUCGUCCUGCAAGACGUUGCCGAGUCACCCCCGGCCGCCUACGAGGGCGUCUUCGACGCGUGCCCGCAGCUGCAGGUGGUGCACCUCAACUCCUGUCUCUGCGGCGGCAGGGACAUGGUCAUGGUUGUGGAUGCCCCCAGCUCGCAGAUCAGGGAGUUCGUCGUGGACAAGUGUGAAAUAGGAUCAAUAUGGUUGAGGGAUCUUCCCAAUCUGGAGCGUCUGGCCUCCCUGGGCACACACCUGUUCUUUGAGUCCACCGCAUUCCCUUGCCUAAGGCAAUGGAGCCUCGCCCGCCGCCACGGUGUCUCCUUGGAUGGGUUUCGACAACACUUUCGGCAGCACCUGGAGCUUGACUUGUUUCUUGAACACACCCCGGACAUUACCGACCUGAUCAUCCGGUUCACGGGGCCCGACAGAUGGAUCGUGCCAUCUAUCUCACCAUCCGUCUUAUUACCUAACCUGAGGCGGCUGUUGGUCGCCGAUGUGCCUUCGUCCUGGGACGUCUCUUGGCCCCGUCUUCUCUUUGAGACGGCGCCUUCCCUCGAGAGUUUUCACAUCCACAUUGCCUCUUGCAUGGAGGAGCCCAGUCCCAGUGAAGAAAUACCCUGGUGUCCGACAAAGUUUCGGCAGCAUCGCUUGAAGGAGUUUGUGAUGGCUGGUUUUGAGGCAACAGAAAGGCAGAUUUACCUUGUCAAGUUUGUCAUGGCCGUAUGCACGGCGUUGCGUCAUGUCAGCAUGUUCAAGAAUGGGCAUGCUCGGGACAAGGGGCACUGGGAAUGGGAGAUGGUGACACAGCAACACUCAUGGACUGAGGAGGAAAAGGACGACACGCUCAAGCAGAUUAUGGGCACGGCAUCUUCAACAGCAGCUCCGGUUCAACUGGUUUUAGGCUGAUCAUCGUGUGUUUGUGCCUGUCUUAUGAUCCUCUCAUAAUGUAUUCCACAUCUCUGUUUUACUCGAUGUGAUUUAUAAUAUAUUACUCAAUAAUGUUUUUGUUUGUUAUUCCUUUUCUGUGCUAAGCAGUGCGUGUGCAUUUUUCAAUGGAACUCAAUCCAGUUUGUCUGCUGAAUUUUCCAUAUGUGCAGGCUUUUAUAGUAAUUUGUCUUGAAAAGAUUCAUCAUACGAGCUGUGGCAAGGGAAAACGUCAUGGCAUAAUGCCUGCCGCUAUUUCUACGUCGUCCCCCAAAUUUAAACUCCAAGCAAAAGCAAUUGAGAAAGGGGGGACGCCCCUGUCUCAGUCCCCAGCGAUGGAAGAAGGGGGUACCAGGAGCACAGUUUGAGGAGAAUCCGAGAUGAUGUGGAGGCGAGGGAGGUGUCGAUGAGAUCACUGCAGCACUGACUGAAGCCAACGUGGGCGAGGACUUGAAGAAGGGGCAAUAUGGUUAGCAAGGAAUUUUCCGAGGAUCUUGUCAACACCGUGAGUAAGGCUAAUGGGCAUUGUCUUUCUUUGGCACAAGCGCAGUGAUGGCGGUGUUGAGCAUGUUCCAGGUUGUAGCGUUCAGAGCAGAUAGCUGACUGAGGGCAUUCUGUAAAUCCAUCCUAAUUGUGUGCCAGCAACGUUUGAAGGAAAGGCCAAUGAAACUGUCAGGCCCAGAGGCGGGCCUUCUCAGCAGCAAUAUCUGUGAUGGUGGCACGGGUGAUCAAGAUGACCAAGGUGAGCACGAGGAAGAUUCAGAUAAUCCCAGUUUAUGCUCCCUGCAGAGUUAGUUGUCCCUUGUGCCCAGCGGAGAGUUGAAAUGUUCCAAGAGAGCAGCAGAUUUGUCGUUGUGACUAGAUACAAGAAUGUUCUUGUUAUCAAGGAAAGUAAUGUGCAAAUAUCUGGUGUUAGCA